This is a messenger RNA of Liolophura sinensis, 4748 nucleotides long. Its product is annotated as F-box/WD repeat-containing protein 5-like. The record is from RefSeq and is a predicted model, not a curated record. Bases 278 to 2317 code for a protein of 679 amino acids. Gene Ontology annotation, biological process: protein ubiquitination. NCBI's taxonomy places the organism in Eukaryota, Metazoa, Mollusca, Polyplacophora, Chitonida, Chitonidae. Gene Ontology annotation, molecular function: protein binding. Gene Ontology annotation, cellular component: Cul4-RING E3 ubiquitin ligase complex; SCF ubiquitin ligase complex. The transcript has 8 exons.
UUUAUGGCUACCGCACUGAUGGCGUCGAACAGACAUCGAGCCUCGAGUUACCUUUGAAACAACACGAUUUUCGCUGCGUUUGACGGAAGUUUUGUGACAUCUUAAGGCAUUGUGAAGAAGUCCUAAGAGAGAAGUUGUUUCUGCAGAAGAAGUUUGACAAGGGGUUUUUGUGUUGCUUGCGUAUAACGAAUUAACCCAGUGUUGAGUGUCAUUGAGAUGUAGUCGCAGCUGUUUCGAGUUACCUGCCUCUUUCUUGCGUCCCCCUGUUGGCUGGUCUAUGGAGAAGUCACGUCGCCGGAAGCCAAUCUGGCAAACGGCCCCUGACGACCUGCUGAUCCGCGUCUUCAGCUUCCUACCGGCACGAGCGCUCCUCAAUGUGGCCCAGUGCUGCAAGAACUGGUUCCGGGUGGCCAAUGAUGAGUUCCUUUGGAAGGAUCUGUUUUACCGUGCCUGGCAAAUUGACCCGGUUAUCCCCAGAGCUCUGGGCAAGUCGUCGUGGCAGGGCGAGUUUAAGCGACUGGCAUACCACACCCCGGCUCUGGAGAGUGAGGUCAUCAAACAGCACAAUGACCAGGUGCUACACGUCAGCUUCGCACACAACGGCUCUAUGUUUGCCACCAGCUCUAAAGAUGGACACAUCAAGGUGUGGAACACAUCAUAUCCCGUGUCGCUGAGGUUCCAGGAGGACAUGAAGAACUUCACCUGGAAGUACACGCAGUUCUCGCAGUUCAACGAGAGCGACACACUUCUGCUCGUGUCAGGCGUACAUUUUGAGUCAUUGAGUAUGUCGGGUGAGAUUGCUGUGUUCAGCUUGACAGACUCCUUUGAGCUCCAGUGUCGUGUGAUAAACAAACCGUAUGAUGUGUUUGGGACGUGGUACAAUGAGAGUUACCUGCUCUCAGGCAACCUCUACUGGCUUGGUCACCUGGUGUCCUGCUCAGCUCUCUGGCUCAAUAAGGCGUUUCAGGCAGUAGACACUGAGCAGGAAUCUGUGGUUAUGAGGCUCUUUCGAUUCCACAACGUAAAUGCCAGUUCUAUCCGUACCAUCAUGAUCGCCAGCUGCUGGAAUGGUACAGCAGGUCCCCCGGAGGAGACCCUGGAGGUAGAUAUGGCCUCAACCCUACCGCCCUGCCAGACCUGGAGCUGUGACCACAAUAAAGGCCUAGAUGACAACUGUCCCGGAUCCAGGAAAAUGCAAAACAUGCGUUCGUUUGAAAAUGGCGAAUUUCGUUCCAAUAUUCUGGAAGUGGACCAAAAUGAAGCGACGGACAAGCUAAAUGGGACGAUUGAGUACGAUGCUGUUUAUCGACGGGCUGAAAACGCUUCGAAGGAAGAUAGGCAGAUGGAUCAGAACACCGAAUCCGAGGAGAGCAAGCUGAAGACAGAAUCAUUGUCUGUGACAGCGAGCGGAAGUGGGACUAAGGCUGGCACGAGCCGAGCUCCUGAAUGUCCCCACUCCCCGGCUAAAUUCCUGAGGUCCAAUGACAUUUUCCACGCAUCCGCUUCCUCAUCGGCAAAUAUUGAAGAGCCUGUCAAUUUUAGCCCACGAUUUCGGGGCAAAUUCCGUCACCGUUCGUCCAUAGGCUCUGCCCCCUCCCCAGCUUGUGAGCAGACCCCUUCCACCUCUUCCCAGUUCUGUGAUAAAUACUUGAUAUUUACGACGGGCUCAAUGACUUACACCCCGCAUCAGAUUGGUAUCAAGAGAAUCCGCUCGCUAGAGCCUGUCCAGGGAACUGUGUGCCGCACAGAGCACGGCGUUCGCCUCCUGCCAAAUGUCGAUGAAAAUGUGUACGGCAAUGACCCCGUAGGCUACAGUACAGUGGAUCAGCUCAUUAAUCUACACGGCCACAUUAUUGGCAUGAGCUUGUCACCUGACCACAGAUAUCUUUAUGUAAACAGCCGACCUUGGCCCAAAGACUACCGCAUUGAGAACCCGCUGUACCCUCCUCCAAUCGCACAGGAAAUCGACAUUCACGUGAUUGACCUCGUCUACAUGAAGGAAGUAGGAACUAUGCACAGGUCUCACAAAGCCUACACUCCUAAUGAUGAAUGCUUCUUUAUAUUUCUGGAUGUCUGUGAUGAAUACGUGGCCAGUGGUGCGGAAGAUCGCCAUGGGUACCUGUGGGAUCGGCAUUACGGGCUUUGCGUGCGCCGGUACAAACAUAACGACGUGGUCAACGCUGUUGCCUUCAACCCAAAGGACCCCGAGAUGCUGGUGACUGUGAGUGACGAUGCCACAAUCAAGAUCUGGAGAUCCAAGAACAGAGAGAGACAAGUGAAGCUGGAAGACAGAAGCAAGAUGGAGUACGAGACUUGAAUCGUGUUCCCAUGUGUUUGGAGGUCACCUGUGUCAUGAGUUUUGUGUACCAUGAUCCUGACGAAGCUUGCUCAACAGAACUGCCUAUCUGUAAUACUUGCAAGUGCAUGGAUUUAGACAUCUGCGAGAUGUUAAGCGCCAUACACAACUUCCAGUUUUACAGAAUGUUUAAUUUGUAUCUGAUUGGUACUGUUACACCAGACGUAAAACAUCGUAAAUGCAUGUACUUUUGUUGUAUAGGGACUGUGAAGCCAUUGUUACAAGAAAAGGCCCCAUUUGACAAAGUCACCAACGUGUUCUCUUUGUGAUCUUUGUGAAUUCACAUGUAAAUGUAUAUCAAACAACAUCUUUUUGAGUGUUUUAAUUAGAUAUCGUGAUGUCUAAAAGUGAGCGCUCCGAUCAAAUUUAAAAUUUUCAAAUACGUAUUACAAACUAUUAAGGAUAAAAGCCAGGUUCCGGUUUCAUGAAACACACUUGACUAAGUAACCAGCGGGCGUGUUGAGCUUGAUGAAAUAUGGAUGGAUAUUUAUCUCCGGUUGAUCGACAGCUCAGGAUUUUAAGUCACGUGCUAUAGAACCCUAAACAUUCUAAAGGAGUGACUGUUCAGACUAGAAAGGUUAGUAACUGACUGUUUUCCGAAAUCUUACAAUGCUCCCUACCUAGGUGAGUGAAAGCAGUCCAAGACUAUUCGAGCGCCAGAGCAAAUUUCAAAAAGCGACGUGUUGUCAUGCAAGUACUAGUAAGACCUGGAAUAACACCACUUUGUGUAAUUUAGAGACAUGAAGUGCAGUUAGCUAAGCUUCUUAACAGUACAUUGUGAUAGGCUUCAUGGAACUGAACCCUGGUGAUGAUUAAAUAUACAUGGUCUGUCCUGUGGUUAAAAGCAAACGUGACAAAUUUCUCCCAAACUGUAAGAGUACUUUUGUUGUAUAUUUGGAUGUGUGUGCCAUACGUUGUGUUAAAUACGUUGUUGUUGUUGCAGUUGUACGUGUUGAUGGGUUGUUGCGGGGUACCGAGUACAUGUAGUUGAUGUUAGACACAGACAGCUGCCACAAAGCUUCUGCGGGUUUCAACGCGUUUUUGUUCAACGUGAUUUUCUGAAAAUCAAGUAAAUAAAUGACUGAAUGUUUUGACAGGUUUAACACUGAGGAAUGGGGCAUGCAUUGCUGGUGUCAUUCGGGAUUUUAGUCUGCAGGUGCCGCCGCCAUGUUCGUGUCCCGAGUAUGGAACCUAAGUCGGUUCCUCGUCCAUGGGAGUUGAGUGAAUCCGGCGCUAUUUCCAUCAAAAAAGGAACAUAUAUACCACCUACGCAUUUUAAUUUUUUGUUGUUAAAAACAUGCCAGUAUUUGAUUUGCGUCACAUAUUUACUUACGCAUUUUGCUGGAGUUGUUAAUAGCAUUUUUUUGUUGCAGAAUUAUCAAAGAAAACCGCUGCCAAGUACCUUUCCAUUUAAACUUUCAGAUAACACAUCCUUGCCAUUUGUCAUGCUUUAGUAUCAUUUAGAGCAUUGCUUGGCUUAAAUGUGUCCUAGAAGCUUUGCCUUUUAAGUGGAAAUUUACCUGUGGCACUGAUGGCAUCCAGGGGUCCACAGUAUGUGUUAAGCAUCCAUGUUUGGAUAUGUUUUUAGCAUCUCAGACAGAAUCAGCUGUUGAGGACAGGAUGUGAGUUUUGACCGUUUCAAUGAAAAAAAAAAAAUAACAAAAACAAAAAGCAAUCCCAGAAGGCGAAAAUAAGAACGUGAAUGUGGAAGAAAAUUUCGAAGCAUUAUAUACUUCAACAUGACCUACAGGUACCUUGUACUAUGACCUCCAUCCACUGAACGGGUCCAAAAUGCAGCUCGAAAAUGUUCGUGAAACAAAUUCAGUACUACAGAAUAAUUGCCUUAGGAUAGGCAUUGACACGGCGCUACCACAGCAGUCGGACAUACAUGGGCCCUUCAGACUGAAUUUCUCCUAUUUUCCCGCCGAUUAUUCUCAUGUGGUCACACAUUUUGUGGUAUUUUCGCGCCGAUUAGCCCCGUGUGGUCACACAUUUUGUGGUAUUUUCGCACCGAUUAGCCCCGUGUGGUCACACAUUUUGUCGCAUUUUCGCGCCGAUUAGCCCUGUGUGGUCACACAUUUUUUCCUACUUUGCCCGCCGAUUUUCCUCGUGUGGUCACAUAUUUUGUCGCAUUUUCGCGCCGAUUAGCCCCGUGUGGUCAUACAUUUUUUCCUACUUUGCCCGCCGAUUUUCCUCGUGUGGUCACAUAUUUAAGCUACGAUCAUUGUGUUUGGAACUAGGCCUGAAAAGUAUUAUCUUUAGCAUUUAAACUUGGAUGAAAAAAAAUUGAAUGAAUGAGCUAGUUUCUGGAUUAGUAUUAUGAUCUUACUUUUUCACAAGGUUAAGAGAAAGUCGGCAAUAUGCCGAUUAUCCUUAUCCGAUGGUCACACAU